GCCGCAGAUCAUCCGCUCUAUUAUAGAAGCAUUGCUGAGUUUGAGCUACGGCAAUCUUUCCCAAGCCUCGUCAUUGUUCUGUCGAUAUGCGGUUCAAACGUCGUUCAGAUGUCAUUCCACGGACCGUUUCGUUACAACCAACAGGAGAAUUCGAAGGUAGCGAUGGGAAGUGGUCGACGUUCGCCAUAUCAGUGGGAUCAGACUACCAGCCGUUUCGAGUAUUAGUCUCGACCGCCUCUCCAAGCACAUGGAUUCCAAGAGACGGCUCUUGCAACAAUGGCGAUGUACCAAGCAACUGUACGGAGUUAAGAGGGAUCGGUGCCAACCUGGGUACGAGAAGCCCGGGAUAUCAACUCGACCCGUCAGCGGAGUUGGACCAAGGUGUCUAUCCUCUGAAAGUCGGCAACGAUGAUACGAAAGAUCGAUAUGGACCAUCUUUUGACAUGGCCGCGAGGUUUGCAAACGACUCAAUCACCCUAUCCGGCGACUCCGACAAUGGCGUGACGCUGGAUUCCCAAGUCAUCGCUGCCUUCGUUACAAACAAGACUCUCCUGGGCUCCUUGGGAUUAUAUUAUGCUGAAAAUUCCUUCGGAAGGGUAUCUGCUGGGUCGAUGCUCUCCACGAUCCAAAACAGUACAGAUACUUUCAAGCCGAGUCUCUCAUAUGGCUAUACCGCAGGUGCAAUCUACGCAUCCCCGAGAUCCCUUGGUAGUUUGGUUAUUGGAGGAUACGACAGCUCCAGAUUCAAUCCCUCACCAUAUUCAUAUGACCUGGACAAAACCACGAAGGAGAUGCGACUCUCUGUGCAGUCUAUUAAAGCAACCUAUGAAUCAGGGAGUGAUUCGCUUGAUCUUUCUCGAGACAAUUUCGAGAUUGAACGACACACCGUCCUUCUGGAUUCAACAUUGCCUUAUAUGUUCCUUCCGAAGAGCAUCUGCGACCGCUUUGAAGAAGUUCUCGGCCUCACAUACGAUAACACCACUGGUCUCUAUCUCACUGAUGAGGCGAAUCGAUCAAAACAUCGUGAACUCAACACCACCAUCCAGUUCAAUCUUGCAGAUGACUACAAGUCGACCAGCAUUACUCGCAUUUCGUUACCAUUUGCUGCCCUCGACCUCGAAGCCUCCUGGCCAACGGUUCCAAACGGGAACCAAACGCGCUUCUUUCCUAUUCGAAGAGGCGUUGCAACUGAUAAAUACAUCUUGGGUAGGGCAUUUAUGCAGGAAGCAUAUAUCAUUGUCGACUACGAACGGGGCAACUUUUCCGUCGCCCAGUCACGAAAUUUUGGCCCAGCUCCGUCACCCAACAUCGUUACCAUUGAUUCGCCUGGUGCGGAGAAAAAUCCGGGAGGGCUCAGCACCGGAGCUCAGGCGGGCAUCGGCGUUGGCGUCGCGGCGUUGGUGAUCGCCCUAUGUGCGCUCACAUGGUUCCUGAUCUGGCGACGGCGAAGGAAGACAGGCCGGGCCGAACUGGACGGCUCGUCCAUCGAACCUGAAGAGAAGCCCCCCACCGAUCGACGCCUCACCGCGCAGAGCGUCGCAUCCACUGAACUUCCCGGAUCGCCCGUCCCCGAACCCGCGCGGCCCUUCAGGGACCGUCGACGCGCCUCCGAGCUGUCCGCCACGCCGGAGAGCGACCUGGAAGGCUACUUCGCUCCGCAUCACCGCAAGACGGCGUCGGACACAAGCUCCGAGGUGGGUUCGCCGACGAACUCCGAGGGCCGGCUCAGUCGGCAACAUCAACGGGGUACAUUUGGAGGUUAUGUCCCUCCCAGCCCCAUCGCCGAACUCCCGGGGAACACGUGGGUUGGUAGUGGGGUGCCGAAUGGGAGGUCUCCCAGCCCUCCGCAAACCCGUCCGGAAAGCCCUCCGGAAAGCCCUCCGGAAAGCCCUCCGAAAACCCCUCCAGAAAGCCCUCGGACUACCUCAAGAUCUCCUCGACGGCUAUCUGGCUCUUCUGGGGGAGGAACGAAAGAUGUGUCACCUGAGAAAAAUCCCGAUUGAGGCUCUCAGCAUAAAUGCGCCACGCCAUGAAUCCGUGAUAUGAAAGGAUUUAAG
Eremomyces bilateralis CBS 781.70 is the source of this 2057-nucleotide messenger RNA. RefSeq names its product acid protease. Gene Ontology annotation, molecular function: aspartic-type endopeptidase activity. The record is from RefSeq and is a predicted model, not a curated record. The transcript has a single exon. Bases 87 to 2003 code for a protein of 638 amino acids. Gene Ontology annotation, biological process: proteolysis. NCBI's taxonomy places the organism in Eukaryota, Fungi, Ascomycota, Dothideomycetes, Eremomycetales, Eremomycetaceae. Gene Ontology annotation, cellular component: fungal-type vacuole.